This is a messenger RNA of Monomorium pharaonis (pharaoh ant), 3048 nucleotides long. Its product is annotated as glycerate kinase-like. Lineage: Eukaryota; Metazoa; Arthropoda; Insecta; Hymenoptera; Formicidae. Gene Ontology annotation, biological process: protein phosphorylation. Bases 383 to 2488 code for a protein of 701 amino acids. The transcript is spliced from 2 exons. The record is from RefSeq and is a predicted model, not a curated record. Gene Ontology annotation, cellular component: cytoplasm. Gene Ontology annotation, molecular function: glycerate kinase activity.
AAUUUUCUCUUAUAACGUUUGUCGUCUGUAAAAACGCUGUGAUAUAAAAUAAUUCAUAAGGACGAAAAACAAUUUGACGCUACAUGUCUUAUAAUUCUGUUUAUUUCGCAUUUUUUCUGCGGGCGAAUGCUUGGUUGUCCAAGUUGCGAUCUGGCGGCUUCGAGAUUCGCUCAGAGUAUCAAAUAUAAAUUGUGUAAUGCAAAAUCGUGUUUCGCGAGAACUUGGAAAAAAAUCAAACCGUUAAUUCAAAGAUCUUGCGUGACGCGUGACGUAGAACGUAGCGUGCAGAAGUGCCGGUAAAAAAAAAAAGCGAAGUGUUAUCUCUCACGGAAGGUUCCACGUUUCACGCGUCGUCGUCUACGCGUCUUAACGGUCGAUUACAAUGCGAUCGAGAAUUAUAAUAUUUCAUAAGUUCAUGUUGUACAGUCAUUCGGUUAUUCUGCGCUCUAACCUCUCUAAAAUUUUCAAGUGCACGAACUUAAGUCGCGGGAUGGCGACGGACGUGAAAUUUCUGUCGGAGACGAGAGCCGAUCUGCGAGAUGUCUUCCGCGCCGCCGUGAAAGCGGUGUUGCCGGGUGAGAUUGUGAGGAGGCGGGUGAAACUGCGAGAUAACGCUCUCCACGUUGACGACAAGAGCUUCCCACUCACGGGAGACGUCUACCUCGUCGGAUUUGGAAAGGCGGUCAUGGGUAUGGCCGUGGAGCUCGAGCGGAUGCUCGGCGACGCUCUCAAGAAGGGUAUCGUCAGCGUGCCGAGCGUGUCGCGGGACGCCGUGUGGGCAGCCGCUGAGGACAUGUCCAGCUUCCCCAGGUUGCAUGACAGUAGAAUAGAGUAUCGCGAGGGUGGUGUCAACAAUCAACCCGACGCGAGAUCGCUGGACACCACACACGAGAUCGUGGACCUGGUGGAAGGACUGACCGAGACCGAUACUCUCGUAGUACUGGUAUCGGGCGGCGGUUCCGCGUUGCUGUACAUGCCGAGGCCGGUCCUGGAUCAGGAGGACAAGCUGGAGCUCUGUAGGAAACUGCAGAACGCGGGCGCCGACAUCACCGAGCUCAACACCGUGAGAAAGAAGCUGUCCCUGGUGAAGGGUGGCGGUUUGGCGCGUAUGGCCUAUCCCGCGUCCGUUAUCACCCUGAUACUAUCCGACAUCGUCGGCGAUCCCGUGGACCUGAUUGCCAGCGGACCCACCGUUUACAGUCAGAGAGCGCCGGAGCAAGUUGUCGCUAUAUUGAAGAAGUAUAAUUUGUAUCAGUUGCUGGAGGGCGACUUAAAGAGAGUCGUUACGUCUAAGGAGACGUUUAACGACAAACCGCUGUUAAAUCGGGCCAAACAGUUCAAACACGUGACAAAUAUAAUUCUAGGGAAUAACAGAACCGCUCUUGAAGCUGCGAGCUUUGAGGCUUUGCGCAAAAAGUGGACUCCAAUAAUAUUAAAACACGAUGUUACAGGAAAUGUACGAGAUGUUAGUUUAGCGUACGCUGACAUGACAAGCCUGAUAUGUCUAGUUUUGUUGAACGAGCUCGAGAGAAAGGAAUUUUAUGACAGAAUACGGACUAUACCGAUACUUUCGCUGUCCAUUGAUAAAAUCAAUGAAAUCUUUCAUUAUCUCACUAAACUCCGUAGUCUCAAUGAGAUACUUUUGAUCGGAGGUGGAGAGCCUACGGUUGUGGUAACGGGUCGAGGAAAAGGCGGUAGAAAUCAGGAAUUGGCUUUACGUUUUUCAUUAGAUUGGCUAGAAAAGAUCAAAAACUAUCCGCGAUUCGCCAAGUACGACGUAAUGAUGCUCAGCGCGGGUACUGACGGUCAGGACGGUCCUACCGAUGCAGCUGGUGCGUUCGGCUAUCCCGAUAUUGCGCCUAUGAUGCACGAUUUUUACACGAAAGUUAAAUCUAUGAUUUCCAAAGAGAACUCGCAGAUCGAACAUGAAAUAACGGUAGAUGGAAAAACUUUGGUAGAUUCGUGCGAACCACAGCAAACAAGUAAACUUAGCACGAAGUCUAAUAUUGAAUCAAAGGAUCGAGACUCCGGUGAUGUAACCGAACGUAUCGAUGAUUUAGUAUUGAAAGUGAUGGAAGCCGAACGCAUGUUACCUGAAAACGUUCUAAAAGAAAACGAUACGUACAAUUUUUAUUCGCGCUUCAAGAAGGGGGUGGAUUUGAUUAAGACAGGAAACACCGGCACCAAUGUCAUGGAUUUACAUUUUAUUUAUAUCAAAAAACGUCCGUGUAAGUGCGAGAUUGAUUCUCCUGACAAACCAAUAUAUGAAGAAAAUAUCUUGGACGUACACGAUUUACAUAUUGACGCGUCGACUAUCGAAAAGUACAAGACUACACGUGCUCCCUUAAAAUCUGACACAGACAGACUUUUACAAAUUUCAUCCUUAAUUACUGAGGCUAAAGAGGAAAAAGAACCGUUUCUUAAUGUAAAAAUCAUUGAUGAAAGUUUUACAGAUUCGUCGUGCAAUAAAAAGCAUAAACUUGAUUGAUUAAAAAGUACACAAAGAAUGUAUCUAUAAAAAAUUACAUAACUACGUUGCAUAAAAUAAAUUAUAUGUUGGCUAAAAUUUUUUAGAGGAAAAUAGAUAUUUUGAUAGAAAUUUUAAAUACUGAAAAUUGUUUUAUAUAUAGUAUUUCAAUUAUAUCCGCGUGUCAAAGGCACUGCUUAAAAAUAAAUUUCUUAAAAUUAUAACAUUUGCUACACAACAUAUUGAUUACGCUUGAAGAUGUGAUAAUAUAUAUUCUCUAUACAGACAUACGUACGUCUACAGAGAUUGUAUAAUAUAUAUUUUUAUAUAUAUGUAUUAUAUUGUUUGUUAACGUUUUUCCCUUGUGCAAAGAAAUAUAAAACUAUUAUUUUGUAAAGAAAUAUAUAGUUACUUAAUAACAUUGAUAUAAUUAGACAUGAUACAACUUUGGUUAUCUAAUACUUUAUGUAAUAUUAAUACUUUUAUGUAAAUGUUCUUAUUUCACAGAUAUUGUAUCUUGUUUUUCUGAAGCUCUUAAUUAUUUUGGUAAAUACAGAAUUACUUUUGAUAGAGUUAUUACU